AUGGGGGCCGUGUCUGCUCUGAAGGCAUUUUUCCACCUUGACUUUGUCAGCAGUGGUAAUGUUGGGCAGUCUCCGUCUCCUGGCAGUUCCUCCCCGCUGGGUGCAGAGUCCUCGAGCACAGCCCUCCACCCCAGCGACCCCGCGGAGGCCUCCUCCAAUAAAGAGUCAAGAAAAAGCUUGGCUUCAUUCCCCACCUACGUUGAAGUUCCUGGACCCUGUGACCCUGAGGACUUGAUCGAUGGGAUCAUUUUUGCUGCCAAUUACCUUGGUUCCACCCAGCUGCUGUCGGACAAAACCCCCUCCAAAAACGUGCGCAUGAUGCAGGCCCAGGAAGCCGUGAGCAGGAUCAAGGACCGCGUGGGUGAGGCUCGGUCUUGUGCUUUUGAACCAGCUGAUCCUGCUCAAGCUAGAUUGAACUGGUUUGCUUCAGGCACCACAAACCACUGGAUCAAAUCUAACCAGAAUGAGUCAGUGCCAGGCUACCACAGUUCAAACUAG
Messenger RNA from Leptonychotes weddellii (Weddell seal), 498 nucleotides. NCBI's taxonomy places the organism in Eukaryota, Metazoa, Chordata, Mammalia, Carnivora, Phocidae. The record is from RefSeq and is a predicted model, not a curated record.